AUGGUCGCCGUGCCCGCCUCUGGCCUCCGCCCCACCGCCGCCAUCUUCUGCCCUGCUGCCUCCCUCCGUCCUGCAGCUUCCCUCGCUUCCGCCGCCGUUUCUCCUCCCGCCGCCUCCCCGCUAACCAAAAGCGGUGCAACUUCUGUCGCCUCCUCGGGCGAUCGUCCAAUUCCGGUGCCAGCGCCCGGUUUCCUCACUCCCCCGCCACGGGGAAAUCAAUCGUCGCACCAGGAUCGGGCCCUCGACUCGAGAACGAUCAUGGAGCAAGCCGCGCGGAGGAAGAUCUUCACCUCGGGGGCCGACCAGGUCAACAAGAGACCGGCGGCAAAGCUCAACAUCACCGUUGUGGUGGUGUGGCCCGCGCCAGGGCGUGGUUUCAAGGAUGUCCACAACUCGGACACCGACGUCAUGGCAAUGGUCUCUCGCAUUGCGAAAGAUCAUGAGUCCAUGAUCGAGGUUGAGGAAGUCGACGGCGCCGUCACCGUCACCGUCCAGGCGAUCAACCGAGCGAAAGCUCGGGAGAUCAUCGCUCUCCUCCGGGUCCAGCUCCUCCACCGAUCGGCCGAGGAGUUGUGGCGUGCCCGGCUACUGGUCAACCCCUCGAGCCAUGGAGGCGACCUCCGAGCCAUCCUUCUAAAGAAGGAUGGUACCAUUGGUCGGUACAUCGCCGCCGCGAAGACCAGCAACCCCGAAGGCAUCGACGCGGCCGCCUUCGCAGCAAAGAUGGCCAAAUACAAGAGCGACCUGGCUACGACCCUGGACAAAACGACCCAGAUGCUGCGUCAUGACCCCAACGGCAUGCGCAUGAAAGUACAAUUUGGUACCCUCCUCCUCCACCAGUGGAAGAAGGACAAAGUGGAGUACGACCUUGCCGAGCUGGGAGCUUUGCUUCGCAGCGCCGGGACGAGGGGCACCUCGAAGAUGCUCAACACCGUCAGCGAAGCCGCUGCGGAAGCGCUCAUUGGCCGGCUUUCCAAGGCCAACAUGGAGCUGCCCGAGUUUGUGAGGAAUUGCCUCGAGGGCCCCGAUGGCGAGGAUGUUGAGCCGAAGGCGUCUCACUCCAUUAUCCUGGAAACCAAGAACCUCACCGUCGAGACGGCCAUCGAGCUGGUGGCAGGCCAGGAAGACAGGACUCGGAACGCCAAACAGGGAAAGCGGUAUACUUUUGGCUCAUUGGCGACCCAUCAACUCGAGAAGCAGCACCGGGCCACGGAGGUUAUCACCGUGUGCCCAGAGAGCAUUCAUGAUUGGGGACUCGAGAUCCAGAAGAGCGCCGCAGAGCAGGUUGCCCCGCCGGUCGCACCCUUCAGCGCUAAGACCCUAGGAGAUAACGUCGUGUUCAAGGAAGGGUCGUUGGGUAGAGGCUUUCCCACUCUCCACAUCAAAGAUCACUUUCUUCUCAACAACCACAUCGGCCAUGUAUACGGCAAGACGACCUUGCGGUACGACCUCGGCUGGAAAUAUAUGCUGGACAUCAACUUGUUUCACGAGUGGCAGUCCGGGAAGCCUGGCCAGAAUGCGGGGCCCAUGGUAACGACGGCAAGCGUGGUACUUUUCGCCGAUGCCUGGGACCAAGACAUGCGUGCUGGCGUGUCUCUUCCCCGUCCGUGGGACGACACCUUCGCCGAGCAGUUCCUGAAGCACGAGCUCGAUGACGAGGCUCCUGGCGGCAGGGCGACGGAUCACAUGGAUCAUCUACUCGCAUGGGUCGGCUGGAUUCGUAAAGCACUCGACAGCGCUUAA
Molecule: messenger RNA, 1743 nt
Organism: Chaetomium globosum CBS 148.51
Lineage: Eukaryota; Fungi; Ascomycota; Sordariomycetes; Sordariales; Chaetomiaceae
Exons: 6
Coding region: 1-1743 (580 amino acids)
Source: RefSeq, a predicted model, not a curated record